Messenger RNA from Labrus bergylta (ballan wrasse), 1854 nucleotides. It is a transcript of the gene tmem276a, whose product is annotated as transmembrane protein 276a. The record is from RefSeq and is a predicted model, not a curated record. Gene Ontology annotation, cellular component: membrane. Lineage: Eukaryota; Metazoa; Chordata; Actinopteri; Labriformes; Labridae.
CCAUCUACUGGAAAGAAAUGUUGGACUGACCAAUAUCUAGGCUAGACUGAGUUCAGAGGCAAAGAGGAGACAACCAAAAUAUUGCUCAUCGAGGCCCAUAUUUAUUUAUUCACCGCCUCGGAAUUUGGGUCUUUUCUUGCGAUAGAUGUCAAAUCCAAGAAAUGAGGUCUUGGGGGAUUUAUCCGCAUUUCAGGUUUCCUUCUUUUGUUGAAUUCCCUCCCCACCUCAAAUAGCCCACUGACAGCAGCAACAGCAGCCAGAAGCGGAGCCCUGCUGUCCCGUGGAUUUAUCACGGCACCGAGGCGAGAGACGCAUGGAACAUGGCUGCGAUGAGGACUUUAACCGUGGCUGGUCUCUUUUUGGCUUUUUGCGCUUUAGGGCUGAUAGCGAUCGCGAUCAGCACUGACAACUGGUACGAGACUGACGCGAGGAGGCACCGGGAGCGCUGCAAGAAUUAUUCCAACAAAAGAAACGACCCUGGCUACAUCUACAUCUCCAACAACAAUCUGCCACUUCGCAUGUUGCCGAAGGAGAAACAUUUGGAGAUGAGGGGCUCCGGUGUCAGCGGCGAGAUGCUGCUGCGGGCGAAACGGCACUUCUCGCCUCCUGCCCCGGCCAUGGAGUCCCUCUGCAGUCGGCAAUACAACUCCACCAUCACCGGACUGUGGAGAAAGUGCCACCGAGCGGGGUUUGACUUGGAGACGGAGGAUUUGAUAUUCAAAGGAUUGGUUCCGCGCUGCACACCAAUAAAAUACUACUACUCAUCAUCAGCGCUGCCCAGGAAUCUGCCAAUCAAUCUGACAAAGACGAUAAGGCAGGAUGAGUGGCACGCGCUACACCUCCAGAGGAUGACCGCCAGCUUCAUUGGCAUGGCCGUAUCCAUCAUCCUAUUUGGCUGGAUCAUUGGCGUUCUGGGCUGCUGUAAGGAGCAUGAUCUGAUGCAGUAUGUUGCUGGACUCCUCUUCCUUAUGGGAGGAACAUGCUGCAUAAUCUCCCUCUGUACAUGUGUGGCUGGGAUCAACUUUGAACUGUCGCGCUACCCUCGCUAUAUGUUCGGAAUACCCGAGGACAUCAGUCAUGGUUACGGCUGGUCCAUGUUUUGUGCCUGGGGUGGCCUGGGCCUCACGUUGCUGGCUGGUUUCCUGUGCACACUCGCUCCUUCCCUGUACCCUCCACACACCCCAGUGGUGCACAAGCCCAGGCAGGAGAACGGCUGUGUGUGACAGGCCACCUCCACAUCUAAAAGACACCUGUCUCAUCCUGAAACGGUGACGAGCCCUGUUGCAGUGACAGUUUGACCCGUACGGGGACUCAGAGCAGAGAGAGAGCCUUCACACAGCCAGACACUGAGACCGAAAGGCACACUGGCUCUCGCUCACAUGAAAAUGAAAAAGAGGUGACAUUUGACUGAAGGUGGUUUCAGUCCCUCUGGUGCUUUUUCUGUCCCUCUUUAUGAAUGAACUGUUCAGUGUCAUUGCUUGCUCUUAAAGAGGAGAAUAGUUAUAAAAAAAAACCAUUUUCUUCCCAUAAAAUCUGCUAGUUAAAGAAGAAAAACAGAAGAAAAAGAAAAAUUGGCAGGAUAUCAAUAGCACAAAUUUGAAAUCUGUACUGAAGAACAAACAAUCGGUGUGUUCUGUCACAUUUCAGAGGGCAACUGUGUAUCAUUAUGUACCCAUUCAAAACAAGAUAUGUACAUGUACUUUUUGAAUUGUAUGUAUGCAGAUGCAUUUGUGUUUGUUCAAGGAAAAAUAUGAGCAUUCAGGCCAAACUGUGUUUGAGGGAAAUGUUUUGUUGUUCUUGAGGUCUUAACCCCAUCACAAUAUUUUUGAAAAAUAAAACAGCCAUGCAAAACCA